AAAGUUUCUGAUUUGUAGUUAAUCUUCAGAAAUACAGUAUAUAGUGUUUGGCCUAUUUCUUUUCUGGAACGUGGCUUGCCUGCCAAAAUUACGUGUGACUGGCUUUUUUAAAGUUUGUGGAUUUACUGUAUCAUUGCUAUUUUAGAUUUGUGGUAGUUAUAGCUUAACUACCCAAUACUUGCUAUAGUGCUUAAGAACUGUAUUACCAAAUUCCAGUAUACAUACACGAAGUGCUAUGGUUGUUGUAAAGAACACGGACCGAGAUCCGUAUCAGAUCUUAUAGAAUACCCUAUGCGAUGCGGUAAGAGCUGGAGAAAACAGGAGGCGUGGUAAAAGGGAACACACAGGUGUUUAAUAGCGCACAAAGUAAUAGUGACAAUCCGCGAGACAGUGAACGCGGAAGACAGAACGGCAUCCAAAUCCAAAUGGGUCCGAAGGCAGGUCAGGGCACAGUCCAAGAGUCCAUCAACGAAUAAUCCAUCCUGGGACGCAACAAGGAUGGAAAAUAGAAAAGACCAUCGUCCAAUUAUUUCUAAUUACAAAGGAUUUAAUUUUAUUUCCAAUGUGCAUGAUCAGAAACAUCUGGAUUCUCUAGAGACAUUUGAAAUCCGAGAAACUGAUGUUUUUGUCAUAACUUAUCCUAAAUCAGGCACUACAUGGUUUCAGUACCUCCUAUCUCUACUGUAUUACAGUAAUGAGGUAGAGGGAGAAGAUGCCAAAAUGACAAUUGAGGUUGUUCCCUGGAUUGAAGUACACAUGAAGAAACAAGACUACUGCAAGAAACCAUCCCCACGUUUGUUUGUGUCUCACCUACCCUACAAUCUAAUCCCCAACGGCCUGAAAGAAAAAGGAAAGGUUAUUUAUGUUGCCAGAAACCCCAAAGAUGUUGCUGUGUCGUUUUACCAUUUCCAUAAUUUUUCUAAUUUUCUGGAAAACCAGGAAAGCUUUGGGGAUUUUUUGAAUAAGUUUCUUCAUGGGAAUGUUUUUGGAAGCUCUUGGUUUGACCACAUUAAAGACUGGUACAGUCAUAAACAUGAGUUUGACUUCCUGUACAUCACAUAUGAGGAAAUGAACAAGGACUUGCGGAGUUCUGUACUCAAAAUCUCACACUUUCUUGACAAGAAGCUGGAUGAAAAAACAAUUGAUAUGAUUGUGGAAAAGGGCUCAUUCAAGAACAUGAAGAACAAUCCAGUUGCCAAUUCAGAGAGAUUAUCUUCCGAACAUUUUGAUCGUAGCAAAGGAUCCUUUCUUAGAAAAGGGAAAGUUGGGGACUGGAAGAAUUUGUUCACUGUGGCUCACAAUGAGAGGUUUGAUGAGUUCUACUGGAAGGCAAUGAAAGAUGUCCCUCUAGAUUUCAUUUGGGAUCCUUGUGAAUAGAGACACAUGUACUGUACUUCAGUCUGCUUUUUGUUUCUUCUGCAGAGUGAAAUAUAUUGAGUGUAUUGAAUGCUUUUAAUCAAACAGAAACUUUUGCAAAAUUCCAGUAACCUUCUCAAUAUACUAAUACAUACUUUAAGUAAUAAAGAAAUCAGUGACAAGUCGGGUGUUGGUUACAGGGCUAUAUUUCCUUAUAAUGGUGUUCACUGGUGUUUGUUAUUGACUAUAUAACUAACAGAACUGUUCCCAUAAAACAUGAAAAAAUGUUCAGUCAUCAUAAGAGGACUCACAAGCUUAAGAAGGAAUUGAAAAUAAAUUAUUUUCACCCAAACUAAUGUCAUAAACCAUAUGAAAAUAAGGACUAAUAUACAUUAUAUAAUUUGUUAACAUGACAGUUUGUAAACCUGUCAUGUUUGCAGGUGAUACCAAAUAAGUGGGAUCAGCAAGCACUAUAGAAUAAGCAAAUGAAAUUCAAAGAUUUAGAUUAAACUAGAUAGACCUGGUAGAUGAAAAAUAUGGUAUAUAGACAUUUGCAGAGUAUCGCACGUACAGUAUGUAGUAAAAUGUAAACUAUAAAUAUGAAAUGGGAAACACUGACAGAAGAAUCUACUUCUAAAAAAGUCUAGGUGGUAAUGUUGACAUCAUAUACAUCUUCUAGACAAUGUGAGGAAGCAAAUAAAUAAAAUGGCAAAAAAAUACUAUAUUCUUGGCACAUCUAUCCCAUUUUGAAUAAUAAUUUCAAAACAGCUUUUCCCAGUUCAGAGGAAUUAUACCACUUAGACUAGGAAUAAAGUAAAAACACCACAGUUUAUUUAAAGAUAAAAAUUCUUUAGAAUCUGUCAAAUAAGAAUCCAUAUUUACAAUAUCUACUGUAUAUCUUCAUACAUAGUAACUAAUUUUCUUCCUGUACACACUGUAGAUGUUAACUGAGCUUUAUUUUAAGGGACUUUCUCUGCACUUAUGUUUAUUUUUUAAGAAGAUUUUGAAAGAAGAAGUUGAACCUACAGUGGAAGUGGUUUGAGAACAAAAAGCUUUUGCUGCAUUACAGCCUUUGACCUCGUGGACCAAUAAACUGUCAAUUAAUGUGGUACCAAAGGUUAUAGCAAGUACAGACUAAGACUUUUUUUUUCGGUUCAGUUAAAUAAAUAAAAGUGUUGAAUAUUGUAAAACAU
Molecule: messenger RNA, 2549 nt
Organism: Lepisosteus oculatus (spotted gar)
Lineage: Eukaryota; Metazoa; Chordata; Actinopteri; Semionotiformes; Lepisosteidae
Product: amine sulfotransferase-like
Biological process (GO): sulfation
Cellular component (GO): cytoplasm
Molecular function (GO): sulfotransferase activity
Source: RefSeq, a predicted model, not a curated record